GCUCUGCGCCCCCCGACUUUCGAUUCGACAUUCGACUUUCGGACUCGCAGGACAUUCGAUUUGGAGGCAACGAGUCCGCCGAGCAGCCAGCACCACUCGCAGUCGUUUGUGAGCGUUCGCAGCGCCAGCAAAGUGUUAAACGAACAAGCCAACAAAUCAAAUACUACUUAAACAGAAACAGAAACUGAAACAGCAACCGAAACAAUAUCAGAAUCCGCAUCCAAGCCAGAAGAAGCGCUAAAUUCGCAGCCCCUCUGAGAUUCUGAGAUUCUCAGCCAGGAGAAACAGGAGAGUCAGGAGUCAGGAGUCAGGAGUCAGGAGACAGGAGGACAAAGGAGCCAAGGACAAGGAGCUGAAAGCUGAAAGGAGUGCGAACAAUGUGCGCCGCGCUGCGUCGUAAUUUGUUGCUGCGGAGCCUCUGGGUCGUCCUGGCCAUUGGCACCGCUCAGGUUCAGGCCGCUUCGCCACGAUGGGAACCCCAGAUAGCCGUCCUCUGCGAGGCCGGACAAAUCUAUCAGCCGCAAUAUCUCUCCGAGGAGGGCCGCUGGGUGACGGACCUCAGCAAGAAGACAACCGGCGCCACAUGUUUGCGUGAUAAAAUGGAUUUGCUUGAUUACUGCAAGAAGGCCUAUCCCAACCGAGACAUUACCAACAUUGUGGAGUCAUCCCACUACCAGAAGAUCGGCGGCUGGUGCCGUCAGGGUGCUCUGAACGCGGCCAAGUGCAAGGGCUCCCACCGCUGGAUCAAGCCGUUCCGCUGUCUCGAAGGACCAUUCCAAUCGGACGCCCUGCUGGUGCCCGAGGGCUGCCUCUUCGACCACAUCCACAACGCCUCCCGCUGCUGGCCGUUCGUGAGGUGGAACCAGACUGGAGCAGCCGCUUGCCAGGAGCGGGGCAUGCAGAUGCGCAGCUUCGCCAUGCUCCUGCCCUGCGGCAUCUCGGUCUUCUCCGGCGUGGAGUUCGUCUGCUGUCCCAAGCACUUCAAGACCGAUGAAAUCCACGUGAAAAAGACCGACUUGCCGGUGAUGCCGCCAGCCCAGAUCACCAGUGCCAAUGACGAACUGGUGGUGAAUGACGAGGACGACAGCAACGACUCCAAUUACUCAAGGGACGCCAAUGACGAUGAGCUGGACGAUGAGGAUGACCUGAUGGGCGACGACGAGGAGGACGAGAUGGUGGCGGAUGAGGCAGCUGCCGGAGGCGGAAGUCCCAGCGCCGGAUCCUCUGGGGAUGUCAAUAGCGGAUCUUUGGAUGACAUAAACGCGGAAUACGAUAGCGGCGAGGAGGGCGACAACUACGAGGAGGACGGAGCUGGAUCCGAGGGCGAGGCAGAUGGUGAGACCUCCUGGGAUCAGAGUGGCGGAGCUAAGGUGGUGGCCCUCAAGAGUGGUGCCUCCUCCGCCCCGUCCAGCAUUUCGGUUGCGCCUGCCUCCGAGAAGACACCCCUGAAGUCCGACGUGGUCACGAGCACCCCGCAGCUUUCCGCCGCUGCCGCCGCCGCAGCUGCCGCUGCUGCAGCAUCUAUGAACUCUGGAAACUCGGGAGCUGGACUGGGAUCGGGCGCUGGAGCUGGAGCUGGAGCUGGAGCCCCGCCAUCCACCGCACAGCCCACUUCGGACCCGUACUUCACCCACUUUGAUCCGCACUAUGAGCACCAGAGCUACAAAGUAAGUCAGAAAGAAGCCCAACAGCGCCUUGAGGAAUCGCACCGCGAGAAGGUCACGCGCGUGAUGAAGGACUGGUCGGAUCUGGAGGAGAAGUACCAGGACAUGCGGCUGGCGGACCCCAAGGCGGCCCAAUCCUUUAAGCAGCGGAUGACGGCUCGCUUCCAGACUUCUGUUCAGGCACUCGAGGAAGAAGGCAACGCCGAGAAGCACCAACUGGCCGCCAUGCACCAGCAGCGCGUUUUGGCCCACAUCAACCAGCGGAAGCGGGAGGCCAUGACCUGCUACACCCAGGCCCUCACCGAACAGCCUCCGAACGCCCACCAUGUUGAGAAGUGCCUGCAAAAAUUGCUGCGCGCCCUGCACAAGGACCGUGCCCAUGCCCUGGCCCACUACCGCCACCUGUUGAACUCUGGAGGACCUGGUGGCCUGGAGGCGGCUGCUUCGGAGCGACCCCGCACUCUGGAGCGCCUGAUCGACAUCGAUCGUGCCGUCAACCAGUCGAUGACCAUGCUCAAGCGCUAUCCCGAGCUGUCGGCCAAGAUUGCCCAGCUGAUGAACGACUAUAUUCUGGCAUUGCGCAGCAAGGACGACAUUCCCGGCUCGUCGCUGGGCAUGAGCGAGGAGGCGGAGGCCGGCAUUCUGGACAAGUACCGCAUCGAGAUCGAGCGCAAGGUGGCCGAGAAGGAGCGCCUCCGCCUGGCCGAGAAGCAGCGCAAGGAGCAGCGGGCCGCCGAGCGGGAGAAACUGCGCGAGGAGAAGCUGCGCCUGGAGGCCAAGAAGGUGGACGAUAUGCUCAAGUCGCAGGCGGCCGAGCAGCAAUCGCAGCAGUCACCACAGUCGUCGACCCAAUCGCAGGCGCAGCAGCAGCAGCAGGAGAAGAGCCUGAGCAGCAAGGAGCUGGGUCUCGACGGCGGACUGGUCACUGCGGCCAAUCCCAACUUGGACACCACCAAGAGCGAGAAGGAGCUGUCGGAUACUGAGUACGCCGAGGCAACAGUAAGCAGCACCAAGGUGCAGACCGUGCUGCCAACGGUCGACGAUGAUGCCGUCCAGCGGGCGGUGGAGGAUGUGGCCGCUGCCGUUGCUCACCAGGAGGCCGAGCCGCAGGUGCAGCACUUCAUGACCCACGACCUGGGCCACCGCGAAUCGAGCUUCUCGCUGCGCCGCGAGUUCGCGCAGCAUGCGCACGCGGCCAAGGAGGGUCGCAACGUCUACUUCACGCUCUCCUUCGCAGGCAUCGCCCUCAUGGCGGCCGUCUUCGUGGGCGUGGCCGUGGCCAAGUGGCGGACAUCGCGCUCGCCGCACGCCCAGGGCUUCAUCGAGGUCGACCAGAACGUGACCACACACCAUCCCAUCGUGCAGGAGGAGAAGAUUGUGCCCAACAUGCAGAUCAAUGGGUACGAGAAUCCGACCUACAAGUAUUUCGAAGUGAAAGAGUAAGCGGGACGGCAACAGGGGCGCGGCUGGCUAGAGCAGGAGCGAGAACGCGAGCGAGCGAGAGGCACACAUCAACAGCAGAAGCAGAAGCAGAAGCAACAGCAGCAGCAACCACAAUUUCAAAAUGGAAAACUUAAGCAUAAUAUUAAAAGCAGAUGGGAAGAGAAAUGAUUUUUUUUUCGUCACAAGGAGCGCAGUUCCAAUAAGGAGAAUCGAGGGGUAGAAGAAGAAAGAUAAAUUCAAUGAAUGGUAAUAUAUCUAUAUAUUAAAUUAAAGCAAGCAAGCAGAAAGGCAAGAAUAUAAAGCAAGCAAUUAAAUUUAAGUAUUUGAAUGUUUAACAAAAUGCAGUAAACAUCCUUUCUAGCUCUCUGUCUCUCUCUGUCUCACUCGACCACCCUUCCCUUUCCCCCCACACACACACAUACUUUCACACAGAUACACACACAUAAUCAGAUUGAAGAAACAGACUCACCUACAUUUCGCACACUGUGGUUCUUGUUGGGCGCCAAUUAAAAAAGAGAGAGAAAACUAAUAGCCAAAGAGGCAGGCGAAAAUCCGUGCAAAGGCAGCUCGGAGUAAAAGAAGAAAGAUGAAAGCGUAGAGACAAGAAUCGCAGACUGCAAAAAUGAAAAAAAGGAAAGGAGGAGCUGGCGGAGGAGAAGAAAGAAAGGAGAGCAGAAGAAAAGCAAAUGCAAAACAAAAGAUAUUCCUAGUAAAUAAAUUGUCAACACACACACAUUCACACACCGACUCACUCAUAGAUUCAGGAACACUCACACACACACGCGCAUUCAUGGCUGCUUCGUAGCAUACUUUCGAGCGUUUCGUGGCGUUGAAAUGCUUGCAAGCCGAUCGCAAUUCUUACCGACAAAACUUACGCCACUUAUUAGAGCCGCGCUAAGAGCUAAAAGGAGAAGGGAGAAAGCAGAAAGCAGAAACACAGAUACACACACUCACACACUGAGACACAUGUGAACCUAAGAGCUACCUACGCGUACUAAUCUCUAUACGAACGUGCAUAUGCGCCCAUGUAUAUGUCGAACUCUCUCUGAACCACACACGCUCACACUCACACCAGACAAAAAACGCAAAGGCAACUGCAAAUGCAAGAACCCAACAAAUUAUAUAUACACAUAUAUAUAUAUAUAUAUAUAUACAAUAUAUUUAAAGCAAAGCAAGAAGAAAUGUCCAUAAAUGUAUUUAUGUAUCUAUACACGAGCCACACAACCCAGAGGUCGAAGGUCAGCCGGCUAAGGGGAAGAAUUACGAUGCUUGGCAGGCUAUGAAAUUAAUAUAUGAAUCAGCUACGUAACAGAAACAAUGCAAAACGCUAAGCUAAUUGCAGGAGGAAGCCCAGAGAAGGAAAAACAAAUCGACAAACGGAAAGCGAAAAACUUUUAGAACUUUUUCUGCAUAUUUUGUGUGUAAGUCGGUGGCAAAAAACCAAAAACCAAACAAAAACCAAAACCAAAAACAAAAAUGUUUUUUCUCUUUUUUACGUUACAUGUUUCACUCAAAGGCCAGCACAAAACACUCACACCCCCAACACACCACACAGAAGAGCCCUUGAGCAGUCGUUGCAUUUCGUAUCAAGAGAUUCGCAAUUGUUUGCAAUUAUGUAAUUACACCUUAGAGCCAAAUGCCGGCGAAAGCUGAUAAGCGGGUCCCCCAAACGGAGGUGGGACCGCAGAAAUCCGGGGAGCUUGGCGACGGACGCAUCCGGAGACGGCACCACCUAGAGUGGACGCUCCGAAGAGCCGGAGAGUCCCAAGAUAAACCGUUUCGAAACGGCUGGUUUCAUUUCUCGGCUCGAUUGCUUGGCAAAUAUUUGGCCUGCUUUGUUCGAGCAGCGAGAUACUGUUACUCAAUCAAGCCAAAUAAUCGAAUUGCCUUUCCCCGAGCCGAUAAACCGACGAGUGGUUGCCCUUCUCAGUUCAAUUUCCAUUCAAUCGAGGGCUAAAUUGCAACUAAGCACACUGAUAUUCACGUAAGGUGGCAAAGAAUUGAAAAUCAAAAGGAUUAAAUUUAAACUAAAAUUGAAUUGAAAUUGAAACUAAUGUUGAAAUUGAAGUUCAAGUUGAAAUUGAAACUAAAGUUGAACUGAAAUUGAAACUAAAAUUUAAAUUGAAGCCAAAGUUGAACUGAAAUUGAAAUUGAAGUUGAACUAAAAUUGAAACAGAUUAAACUCAUUUUUUAUGUUUAAAAUAUUUAAACUAAAAGUCAAACGAAAGCCGAGAUCUAAACUGUUAUUGGUCUUAAAGAUUCUGAAAAGAAUAGGUUUAAAAAGAGUUAAACUAAAUCGUAAAUUGCUUGUCACAUUGAAACCGAUAUUCAACUAAAAAUGGAACAAGAGCCACAGCUUGAAAGUUGAAGUUGAAAAUACAGCUGCACUGAGUAAUUCGAAAAUUAAAUCGGAAAUUGAGAUUCUGAAUGAGAUUUAAAAGGAGAAUGUACCCAUAAUUGAAACUGCAAUUAAAAUUUGGCAACUGGGUUUAAGUUGAAACUGACAUCGAACCUGUAAUUAAAGUUGAUUGGAAAUUACUGGGAUUGAAAUGUACUUUCGAUCUAAAAACAAUACAGCACAAACAGAACUGGAAACUGGCAGUUACACACUAACACAAAUUAAAAUCAAAAUAAGUGCUGUAAAUUAAGCGGAAAUUGAAAUGCAAAUUCAAAAGUCACCCGAGAUUGAUACUAAAAUUGAAGCUGGAUGAAACUGGCAAUAAAAAGUUAAUCCUCAGUGAAACAAACCUUGGAAUUAUAGCGGAAAAUUACUACGAAAAUAUGGAAAUGUAAGUUAAGACCAUAAUUACCAUAAGAAUAAAGUUUUAAAUAUCAUUUUCAUAUCAAAAUGAAUUUGCACAUUAAAUCCAAGGUCAGUGUCAAUGAGGAUUACAGAUUUAUGUUCGGUUUCUGAGCAUCAAGAAUAGUGACGACUUCAAUUUUGAACUUGAUUUACGAUUUUUGCUAUAAUUGAAACGUUUAAUUAGGUAUUAAUUUUUGGUGGUGAUCAUAUCCACUUUCCAGCUCAGUUUGACUUUCUAUUUGAAUUCAGUUACAGUUUUGGAAUCAGUUUCAAUUCAAAUUUUACUUUUCAAAAAGACUUUCAAGUUUAGUUCUUAUUUCUCAAGAAUCUAAGUUGAAUAAAAAUUUCAAAAUAUAUGCAAUUCUAGGAUAGGUCGAAAAUUUUGGCUAAACGGAAAUUAUUUCAAAUAUUUUAGACAGGUUUAAAAAUUAUGGCAAUCUUCGUUUUUCAAGGCAAACUCACGGCUCUCCCUCACACAGACAAAGACAGACACAUUAUAUAAUGCUAAAUGUAUUACAACAAUAUAUAUACAUCAAUAUAUAUAUAUAUACAAACACAUAUAUAUUUCAACAGAAACAAACAAAAGGCAAAUCAACUACACAAAAAGUAAAUAAGAAGAAAAUCUAACUAGUCAAAGCUUGAAUAUUUUUUAAUUUAUUCAUUAAUACAACAAGAACAACAACAAAAAAUGAAAAAGUAUACAUAUAUAUAAAAACCAAAAAACAACAAGAAAAAGAAAAAAACAAUUGAUAUUUACACUUAGUGAAGCAAAAAACAAAACCAAAAAACAAAAAAAGCGGAAAGUAAAAGCGAAAAAAAAGAAACGAAAAACAAAAUGAUGCAAAUGUGUAAGAAAUAAACCCCGUCCUGCAUAAAUAAAAUUAAAUAAAAUAAUAAAAUAAAUGGAAACGUAAAGAAUAUCAUAAAACAAAAAAGAUUUACACAAAGAUUAAAUGCAAAACCAACAAACAAAAAGCGUGGAAGCAACAACAAGAAAAUUAUAAUGAAAUCGCAUGUGUUUUUGUCGUAGUCUCAUCAUUGAAAACCAAGAGAAAAGCAAAAAAAAAACUAAAAAACAAAAAAAAAAACAAAUUCAAAACAAAAAGAAGUAAAUUGUAACGAGAGAAACCAGCAAAUAAGAGCAAAAAUUUGUGUAAUUCUUUUUGUCGAACUAUGAUUUUUGGCCGAGCGGAGAACUCAGUUGGAGAAAAGUAUAAGAAAAUUUAAAUAUUAAAUGUACUCAAAGACAAUUGUAAUUGCAACAAUAAUUGUACGCUAUAUAUACUAUUAUUAAUGUGGAAAAGAUUUCAGCAUUCGGUCCUGGCCGUUGACCCCCGAUCUUUGAUCUUCGAUCGGCGAUCGACCAUCUUCGAUCUUCGACUCGCCUCGAUCUACGCGGAUCGAUAACGAUUGUCGAUAUGUCGGGCAUUAUUACACUAUAGCCCCGGGGCGUGGGACCCAGGAAAAGCCAGGAAAAUUGUAUAAUGUUUCACACAAAAAAGCCCAUUGAUGGAAAACCAAACAUAAAACAUAAGAAUGCAAAGGAAACAAACAACAACAAAACAACAACAACAAAGAAAACAAAACCAAAAACCAUUUUCAAUGUAUAAUCAUAUAAUUUGAUUUUGAAUUUUUGUGUUCUUUUUCGAAAUAUUUUGCAUAAAUAAAAUAAAAUAACAGAAAAACAAAAAUUAA
Messenger RNA from Drosophila biarmipes, 7605 nucleotides. RefSeq names its product amyloid-beta-like protein (gene Appl). Gene Ontology annotation, molecular function: heparin binding; transition metal ion binding. The record is from RefSeq and is a predicted model, not a curated record. Gene Ontology annotation, cellular component: neuron projection; membrane; neuronal cell body. NCBI's taxonomy places the organism in Eukaryota, Metazoa, Arthropoda, Insecta, Diptera, Drosophilidae. Gene Ontology annotation, biological process: axonogenesis; central nervous system development. The transcript has 12 exons. The coding region runs from base 378 to 3107 and encodes 909 amino acids.